AUGUAUAGACCGACCAUAAGAAAUGAAUGGUGGUUGUGUAUCGUGUUAUUCACGCAGGUUAUCCUGACCAUUGCCCUUAAGAUCUAUAUACUCGUGGAAUGGCAGCUAUGGGUUACUCCUACCAUCACACAGGUUCCAGUAGCCUACAUGGUCCCAAUUAAUUUAGGCAUUUUCAUAUUCGCCUCGGUUUACGAGUUCAUCCUCGCCCUGGAUGCGAUCCAUAACAAAAAUAAUGUUCUUCUCUUUUCAAUCUGCAUCUGCGAUGCCUGCAGUUUUGCGUACUCUAUUAUGCAGUACAUUUACAUGAGAGGAGCUAUCACGCAACUCGCUAUGGGUUUCCAACUCUGGUGGCGCAACCUCUGGCCCCAGAUUCAGCCCGCGGAGAUUGUAGUGUCAAUAAUUACAGGAUUGUGCACUCUGCUUCUGUGCUUCGUUGUAUACUAUUUGCAUAGGGAGUAUUCAUGGGUCAUCUACAAGUCUGUUCAUGGCAGCUUGAAAACACGAAUACGUUAUCUAUUCUACGAGAUCUUCCUGGUUCUGAUAAAACUCCUCUUUUACUUCCUGUUGGGCUUCAUCAUCCAAUACAACCUGGUGUAUGUACACUUCAAGGAACCGGAGUAUACUCUCACAAUGCUCCUCAUUCCGGCCUCAUUCAUCGUUAUGCUACUUGGUAUCUGGCUUGUCCAACACGAACGAACCAUUGGCGUUGUUUGUAUCAUUAUAUGCUACCUCGGUCUACUUUUGUAUCUCAUCACCCGCAUCGUCAUUCUUUGUGGGGCUGCCACCGCCGGGAAGGACAUAAUGUUAUUCUUCGCAUCGGUAUCUGUGGUGCUGACUUCUGCAACCAUUGUAUGCGCCAUUGUCUGCAUCAAGAACUUCGACCGAGGCUUCAAAGUCAUCAACCGAUCGAAAAACGGUCAUGCACAAGAGGCAUAUUCCAUUGCCGCCCCACAUUCCCCAGCAGAUCCGUAUCGUUCCCCUUCACGGCUCACACUUGAUUAA
Molecule: messenger RNA, 1002 nt
Organism: Penicillium psychrosexuale
Lineage: Eukaryota; Fungi; Ascomycota; Eurotiomycetes; Eurotiales; Aspergillaceae
Exons: 5
Coding region: 1-1002 (333 amino acids)
Cellular component (GO): Golgi apparatus
Source: RefSeq, a predicted model, not a curated record